AUGUUGGCACACAUUAACAAAAUAAUACACCUCGCUCAAUCAUCUGGCGCAGGCCGCACGAGCUGUGCUCCAGAACGGCGCCCAGAUCUCCCAAAUGUUGAGUGAUCUGAACCGCGUGGAUUUCCACAAUAUGCAGGAACAGGCCGCCUGGGUGAGUCAGUGUGCCCCGGCUGUGGUUCAGAGAUUGGAGAGCGACUUCAAGGCCGCCCUGCAGCAGCAGAGCUCGCUGGAGCAGUGGGCCAGCUGGCUGCAGCUCGUGGUCGAGUCGGCCAUGGAGGAGUACACGGGCAAGCCGACAUAUGCGCGGGCCGCCCGCCAGUUCCUGCUCAAGUGGAGCUUCUACAGCUCGAUGAUCAUCCGGGACUUGACGCUGCGCUCGGCCUCGAGCUUCGGCAGCUUCCACCUGAUAAGACUUCUGUUCGACGAGUACAUGUUCUAUCUGGUGGAGCACAAGAUAGCCGAGGCGCAGCAGAAGACGGACAUAGCGGUCAUAUGCGAACGCAUGAAGAAAGAGAUGGACUUUGAAUUUGAAUGCCAGUUCGCGUACAUCACCAGCGAAACGGAGCAGCAGAAUACCCCCAGCUCGGUCAGCGGCGGGGAUGUUGGCAUCGAGGCGAAGCGACUGAAGCAGGAAUGAGUUGCUAUGGAAGCGGAAGCGGAAGCAGUGAAACUAGUAUUCAUAGUAACCGAGUUUAUGUAAUCCGUAAUGGUUAUCCCGAUCAGUGUGCACCUGUCCCCAUGUCACCCUGUCACCCAUAUUCAGCUCUGCAUUUAAUAGUCAAACCGUGUGUUGUACGUAUCCGUGUGUUAGUUUGUAGUCCUAAGUUCCCAGACCCUAAGCGUAGUCAGUCGAUCAUUUUUAGUAGUAACAUUUUAGGCAGACUCAAAGGACUCAUAGCUCAUGCAGAGGCAGCGCUAGUGCUGGCCGAUUAGUGUGAGUUUGUAUGAGUGAGCAUUGCCCCCACAUUGAAGUGAAGAGCCGUCCAGCAGGCAGGAGGCAAACGCAGGCGGCAGCAAGGCGCAAGCCGCAAGCAACGUCUGUCCUUGCCUGCCUGGUCAACAGAUCCGAUCUGAUCUCUGAUCGAUCCGUGUAUUCAUAAGAUACAUUUUAGUUUAAGUACAUGUGCAUUAAUAUCUGUAAUUUACGUCUAAUUGUCUACUGUCUACGUCUACGAUAAUGUUAGUUCCCCUUGUUUGUUUAAGAGAGAGCGGAGAAUGCAUCAGUUUUGUCUGGUUUCAACUAUCUUGUAUCUUGUAUGUCACAGCGCACAGCGCACGGCGCACACUCGCACACAUAGAUACACAGAUCACACACAACCACAUAUACAUGGAGCACCCACGCACACUGAAAGCGAAAGCGACAGCGACAGCGAAAGCUACAGUUCGAUUUUAUAGAUUUUAGCGAAACAGCUUGCUCAACGAAUUAACAAAGUAUCGGUAUAUCCAGCUCAAACCUAAGCUAAGUAAACAACAGGCCUUAAAUGUGCAAAGAUCAACACUCAAUUUUGAAACAAUACAAUUUACCAUAUACCUUAUACCUUAUACUCUAUAUGUAUAUGUAUAUCUAUAUAGUAUACAAUGUGUAGACUAAGAAACAUGAAUGUAAUAUGUAUAUUUUAACUACAAGUGGAUGCUCUGGGGGAGCAGCAUACAAUAUAUUUUAACAGAGGCGCUUUUCAAAGUA
Messenger RNA from Drosophila miranda, 1684 nucleotides. Its product is annotated as DNA-binding protein RFX2-like. Gene Ontology annotation, biological process: regulation of transcription by RNA polymerase II. Gene Ontology annotation, molecular function: RNA polymerase II cis-regulatory region sequence-specific DNA binding; DNA-binding transcription factor activity, RNA polymerase II-specific. The coding region runs from base 95 to 637 and encodes 180 amino acids. The record is from RefSeq and is a predicted model, not a curated record. The transcript is spliced from 3 exons. Lineage: Eukaryota; Metazoa; Arthropoda; Insecta; Diptera; Drosophilidae.